Molecule: messenger RNA, 1272 nt
Organism: Dalotia coriaria
Lineage: Eukaryota; Metazoa; Arthropoda; Insecta; Coleoptera; Staphylinidae
Product: lipase 3-like
Exons: 4
Biological process (GO): lipid metabolic process
Molecular function (GO): hydrolase activity, acting on ester bonds
Source: RefSeq, a predicted model, not a curated record
AUGCCCAAACACCUAGUCGCAUUCUUUAUAAGUAUUCUUUUACAAAUUCACGUAUCCAACGAAGAUUUAGUCGAUUUCCUAACAAAUACCCCAGAAGAAGUCGGUUUAAAUAUUUUAGAAUUAGUCCCGAAACACGGUUAUAGACUUGAACGCCAUCACAUAACAACCGAAGAUGGCUAUAUUUUAGAAACGCAUCGUAUUUUACAUGCGAAUUACCCCGAUUUCCAACCAACUAAACCACCAGUUCUUUGUGUUCCAGGCGUUGGUUCAUCCGCAAUUGAUUAUGUCAAUGGCGGACCAAACAAAAGUCUAGUUUACGCACUAGUAGGUUUAGGUUUUGAUCUCUGGUUGGCUAACACGCGCGGUACAAAAUUUAGCAAACGCCACGUCCGAUUAAAUCCAGAUGUAGACAAGAAAGAAUAUUGGAAUUUUUCGUUUCACGAGUUUGGUGUCUAUGAUAAUCCAGCCAUGAUCGAUUAUAUCUUAGCGUUAAGCUCAUGGGAGAAAUUGAUUUAUAUAGGGCACUCACAAGGAACAACUAGUUUCUUUGUGAUGAAUAUCGAGAAACCUGAAUAUAAUCAGAAGAUUUUGUUGGGGCAUAUGUUGGCACCUGUUGCAUUCUGGAGUAAUAUUAUUUCACCACUGUUCAGAUAUGGGUUGCCGAGUAUUGAGGAAACUUUAGUUGUAAGUAUUUAUAUGUGUUUGUUCCGCCAUUUUGCAUUUUUGAUUGUAGUUGCAACAAGAUAAGAUUCAACUGUAUGAAUUUUGCCUAGAACAGUGAAUGAAAUCUUUUGGCCCACAGUGUGUGUUCCAUCAUCGCCAUUUUUUAGCAUUUGUAAAUUUAUCUAUGGUUUCAUCGUUGGUUUCGAUAAUAAUCAAAUAGAAGAUGAUCUGAUUCCUAUUAUAACAGGAUCACUGCCGGCAGGAGGCUCAAUGAAACAAUACCUCCACUAUUCGCAACUCGUAAAAAACGGUCGUUUCUGUAAUUUUGAUUACAGAAUCCCCUCAAAAAACAUAGAAAUCUAUGGGCAAUUAUCACCUCCUGAUUAUGACUUAAGUAAAGUCACCGCUCCAGUCGCGGUUCACUACGGAAUGAAUGAUUGGCUACUUCAUCACAAGGAUGCCGAGAAAACUAUCAAAUCCUUGAGUAAUGUUGUCGUUCACAAUAAAAUCAAAUACAAACAAUUCACACACGGUCAUUUCCUGUGGGCGAAAGACGUUUUCCGUCUGCUGUACGACGAUAUCAUAAACAUAACACUGCGAUAUGUCUGA